Molecule: messenger RNA, 672 nt
Organism: Fulmarus glacialis (Northern fulmar)
Lineage: Eukaryota; Metazoa; Chordata; Aves; Procellariiformes; Procellariidae
Gene: SF3B4
Product: splicing factor 3b, subunit 4, 49kDa
Exons: 2
Biological process (GO): positive regulation of mRNA splicing, via spliceosome
Cellular component (GO): nucleolus; U12-type spliceosomal complex
Molecular function (GO): RNA binding
Source: RefSeq, a predicted model, not a curated record
AUGCGACGGUCUACGUCGGGGGGUUGGAUGAGAAGGUCAGCGAGCCGCUGCUCUGGGAGCUCUUUCUCCAGGCGGGACCGGUGGUCAAUACCCACAUGCCCAAGGAUCGAGUCACAGGCCAGCACCAAGGCUAUGGGUUUGUGGAGUUCCUCAGCGAGGAGGACGCGGAUUAUGCCAUUAAGAUCAUGAACAUGAUCAAGUUGUAUGGGAAACCGAUCCGAGUGAACAAAGCCUCGGCCCACAACAAAAACUUGGACGUAGGAGCCAACAUCUUCAUCGGCAACCUGGAUCCCGAAAUCGAUGAAAAGCUGUUGUACGACACUUUCAGCGCCUUUGGGGUCAUCCUGCAGACGCCCAAGAUCAUGCGAGACCCCGACACGGGCAACUCGAAGGGUUACGCCUUCAUCAACUUUGCCAGCUUCGAUGCCUCGGAUGCUGCCAUCGAGGCCAUGAACGGACAGUACCUCUGCAACAGGCCCAUCACCGUUUCCUACGCCUUCAAAAAAGAUUCCAAAGGCGAACGGCACGGCUCAGCCGCCGAGCGUCUCCUGGCAGCCCAGAACCCGCUCUCGCAGGCAGAUCGGCCCCAUCAGCUCUUCGCCGACGCUCCUCCUCCUCCGUCUGUCCCGACUCCUGUUGUCACCUCCCUGGGACCUGGCGUCACCCCUCCAG